Molecule: messenger RNA, 2416 nt
Organism: Mollisia scopiformis
Lineage: Eukaryota; Fungi; Ascomycota; Leotiomycetes; Helotiales; Mollisiaceae
Product: S-adenosyl-L-methionine-dependent methyltransferase
Exons: 1
Coding region: 428-2110 (560 amino acids)
Source: RefSeq, a predicted model, not a curated record
ACUUACAUCAACUGCUGGCCAUCCUUUGCCUAACGGAUAUGAUGAUUCCCCACGUUGACUGAUCUCCUUCUUUUGCCGGACUUCAAUCGCAUGUUCGAUUUCCAGAUGCGGAGCAGGCUCGUUGGCCUAGAUUUUCACGUGUCCAUGUUCCGCUGGCUCUCUACCCAUGGUUAUAGCGUUUGGAUCUUGGUAACGAGUAUCAUAUAUCCCCAAUGCGGAUGAUCGAAAUUGGCAGGCUGUAUUAUUAUUGAUUAUUGCGCUGCGGUAUUGGUGCAGCGGUGCUGGGAACUUCCCCUCGUGCUACUUGGGGAGAGCAGCCAGCAGCAGCAGCGGAAGCCCCUUCUCCAGAUUUUUCAUUAGGCAAAAUCGCUACCGAGGGACAGGGGGUUGCGCUAGACUCGACCCCUAAGUCGAGAUCUCAGGAAUCAUGUCUGAAGCCGCCUUCUUUUACAACACCACCACCCAGAGACCCGAUCGAACAAAACCUCCUUCCGCCCACACGAAUAUCUCUCAGGUCUCCCAAGCACAGCCGGUGAAGCCAAUCUUCAAGAAGUCGCAUCCUCACUCGGCCAAGGACACGAAACAGUCGACGCGUCAACGUGCAUCGCCCAGUUCAACGUCCACAGACAGCCACUCGUCACACUCUGCACGAACGACACCUCACCAUCUAGAGUACGAGCAGGUUGAUCCCGAUUCUAUGCUCUCUACGCCGCUUCCGGACUACAAACACGCAGCAAAUCAGACCAACAAGGCAAGAGCCGCUGCUCAGGUUGCCCAAGCAAACCGGAAAUCGUCGAGCACAUCGGGGAACAGUGCAGAACGCAAACAUGCCCUCCAGGUCGCGGCCGCAGAGGCACGAGCUGCGGCGACCGCGAGGUUCGAAAGUGGAGGCAGAUCCAGCAGCCUUUCGAGCACAACAGGUUCCAGUGGUCUCACAGCGGUAACCUCGAGUGAUCCUCCUUCAGUCGACGAAUUUCUCGCACGGCCUUUUUCUCGCCGCAACGGUCGACGAUGUUUACGAGACAUGACUCUCCCGUAUCCGCUCCCUUGCGACCUGGCCGAAAUCCAUCGCCAAAUCCUUCGCACAAUGCUGUUAUGCCAGGUGUUCAAUGGACCUGUCUGCUCGCCAGCCUUCCAUACCAAGCCACCCAAGCGGGUGCUUGAAGUGGGUUGUGGCACCGGGUUCUGGAGCAUAAUGUGCCACAAGCAUUUUUCACGACUGGGAUUUUCCUCCAUCUCCUUUACGGGCGUGGAUAUUGCGCCGCUCGCUCCGCGCAUGGAAUCCGACGAUGACAUGAACUGGCGUUUUGUGCAACAUGAUUUACGGCGGGUUCCGUUUCCAUUCCGCGACGACGAAUUCAACUUGAUCAUGAUCAAGGAUAUGAGUUUGACGACUCCAACGACCGACAUGCAGCAGACAUACAUGGACGAAUAUCUACGAAUCUUGAAACCAGGUGGGACAUUGGAGAUUUGGGAUGGCGAUCACUCUCUACGAAUGCUGCUACCACAUGCGCCUCCAUCUAUCAGCGCCGACGACGAAGAAAGCGAAGACGAAGAACAGGUGCAUACAAAUGCCAUGGGCACAUAUACGUUGACACCGCAAACGCCUUUGGCGGCACCGCAGAGUACCUAUUUGAAUGACUACAAUACAUGGGUGUCAAAAGCUCUUGAAGCUCGGAAAUUGAAUCCAAUGCCCUGUACGACCAUACGACCCAUGCUUCUCCAGGAAUCGGAUCUAACCGAGAUUGACAGCCGGCGGCUAGCAAUCCCUCUUGGUGAAGUUCGUUGGGAGCGUGAAGGCGUGGGUGGAGCAGUAACACAGGGUACAAAUGGCCAUGCUAUUUCUUCCAAAGGUAAAUCUCGAGAAGGUGACCGGAAAACUUUGACGGCAGGUCAAGCUGCAUUGCGGAGGACAGCUCUCAUGACCGUUGUGCAGAUGAUCGAAAGUUUGGAGCCUCUCUUGCGUGAAGCUAGUGGUAAGGGCCAGGAUGAGUGGGAUCGCUGGCAGGGAAAUAUGAUGAAUGACUUGCUAAAGCAGAACGGCACAUCUUGGGGAGAAUGUUUGGAAGUCGGAGCUUGGUGGGCACGGAAGAAGAAGCCACCGGGUUGAAGAUUUGUUCAUGUAAAGUUGUUUGUGGCGUCUGAAGUCCAUGAGUGGUCGAGAGCCAAUUUACCCGGCGUGGCAGAUUAUCACGCGCCACAUGAAUCCUUUGUGGCAUUGCAUCUCCAUUUGGUUUUUCCGGACCGUGACGCCCGGUUGUACAUUUGGCGGGGUUGGGCUCCGAGGCAAGGAGCGAGAGACAAAGCAUGGUUCAAAUCUUGUCAUAUCUUUGACGCAAUGCUCGAUAUCUUUUCAGAUAGUACCUAGAUAUACCCAUUAGCAAUUACCCGUAGCAUUGUGAAAGGAAUAGUGUUC